This is a messenger RNA of Pongo pygmaeus (Bornean orangutan), 6146 nucleotides long. RefSeq names its product scribble planar cell polarity protein (gene SCRIB). The coding region runs from base 431 to 5665 and encodes 1744 amino acids. Gene Ontology annotation, biological process: embryo development; establishment or maintenance of epithelial cell apical/basal polarity; receptor clustering. Gene Ontology annotation, molecular function: protein kinase binding. The record is from RefSeq and is a predicted model, not a curated record. The transcript is spliced from 35 exons. NCBI's taxonomy places the organism in Eukaryota, Metazoa, Chordata, Mammalia, Primates, Hominidae. Gene Ontology annotation, cellular component: basolateral plasma membrane; postsynaptic membrane; postsynaptic density.
GCCGCAGUCCGGGCGUGCUGGGCGGCAAGGGCCGGACUCGGCUUCCCGACGGGCUGCGCGGCGGCCGGGUGGGUGUCGGCGGGGCAGUCCGGCGGGCAGCGGCGGUUCCGGUGCGGCACAGCGGGCGGACGAGCGGGCGGGACGAGCUGAGCGGGACCAAGCGGGAUGCGGAGCCGCCGCCGCCGCUCCCCCCGCUUCUUAAGAGUCUGAGACCCGCCCCCUGCCCAGGCCCGCAGUCCGAGCGUUCCGCGCGUUCCGAGCGCGGGCCCGGCCCAGCGCCGGCUGCGGCCGCGUCCCCGUCCAGUCUCGGGCGGCCCGCCCCCUGCCUGCGCCCCUUCCCCAUGCGCGGCGCCCAUGCGGACUGAGCCCCGCCCCCCGGCCCCGAGCCCGCCGAGCGCCGCCGCCGGAGCCCGAGCCGCCCACCCGCACCAUGCUCAAGUGCAUCCCGCUGUGGCGCUGCAACCGGCACGUGGAGUCGGUGGACAAGCGGCACUGUUCGCUGCAGGCCGUGCCCGAGGAAAUCUACCGCUACAGUCGCAGCCUGGAGGAACUGCUGCUCGACGCCAACCAACUGCGCGAGCUGCCCAAGCCCUUUUUCCGGCUGCUGAACUUGCGCAAGCUGGGCCUGAGCGACAACGAGAUCCAGCGGUUGCCUCCCGAGGUGGCCAACUUCAUGCAGCUGGUGGAGCUGGACGUGUCCCGGAACGAUAUCCCUGAGAUCCCGGAGAGCAUCAAGUUCUGCAAGGCUCUAGAGAUCGCGGACUUUAGCGGGAACCCCCUCUCCAGGCUCCCUGAUGGCUUCACUCAGCUGCGCAGCCUGGCUCACCUGGCCCUGAAUGAUGUGUCUCUGCAGGCACUGCCCGGGGACGUGGGCAACCUCGCCAACCUGGUGACCCUGGAGCUCCGGGAGAACCUGCUCAAAUCCCUGCCAGCGUCCCUGUCUUUUCUGGUCAAGCUGGAACAGCUGGAUCUGGGAGGCAACGACCUGGAAGUGCUGCCAGACACUCUGGGGGCUCUGCCCAAUCUUCGGGAGCUGUGGCUUGACCGCAACCAGCUGUCAGCACUGCCCCCGGAGCUCGGGAACCUGCGGCGCCUGGUGUGCCUGGACGUGUCGGAAAACCGGCUGGAGGAGCUGCCUGCUGAGCUCGGCGGGCUGGUGCUGCUCACUGACCUGCUGCUGUCCCAGAACCUGCUGCGGAGGCUGCCCGACGGCAUCGGUCAGCUGAAGCAGCUGUCCAUCCUAAAGGUAGACCAGAACCGGCUGUGCGAGGUGACUGAGGCCAUCGGGGACUGUGAGAACCUCUCUGAGCUGAUCCUCACGGAGAACCUGCUGAUGGCCCUGCCCCGCUCCCUGGGAAAGCUGACUAAGCUGACCAACCUCAACGUGGAUCGGAACCACCUCGAGGCACUGCCGCCCGAGAUCGGGGGCUGUGUGGCACUCAGCGUCCUCUCCUUGAGGGACAACCGCCUGGCCGUCCUGCCACCAGAGCUGGCCCACACGGCAGAGCUGCACGUGCUGGACGUGGCGGGGAACCGGCUGCAGAGUCUGCCAUUCGCGCUCACCCACCUCAAUCUCAAGGCCUUGUGGCUGGCAGAGAACCAGGCGCAGCCCAUGCUCCGGUUCCAGACGGAGGAUGAUGCCCGGACCGGCGAGAAGGUGCUCACCUGCUACUUGCUGCCCCAGCAGCCCCCACCCAGCCUCGAGGAUGCUGGGCAGCAGGGGAGCCUCUCGGAGACCUGGAGCGAUGCCCCCCCGAGCCGCGUCAGCGUCAUCCAGUUCCUGGAGGCCCCCACAGGUGAUGAGGACGCUGAGGAAGCUGCAGCCGAGAAGCGGGGCCUACAGCGCCGGGCCACACCUCACCCCAGCGAGCUCAAGGUGAUGAAGAGGAGCAUCGAGGGGCGGCGGAGCGAGGCCUGCCCUUGCCAGCCAGACCCUGGGUCACCCUUGCCUGUGGAGGAGGAGAAACGGCUGAGUGCCGAGUCUGGCCUGAGUGAAGACUCUCGCCCGUCUGCCAGUACAGUCUCUGAGGCUGAGCCCGAGGGCCCAUCGGCUGAGGCACAGGGUGGGAGCCAGCAGGAAGCCAUGACUGCUGUUGGGGAGGAAGACGCCGAAGAGGACUACGAGGAGCCCACAGUGCAUUUCUCAGAGGACGCACUGCUGCCUGGGGACGACAGGGAGAGCGAGGAGGGGCAGCCUGAGGCCCCCUGGACCCUGCCGGGCGGGAGGCAGCGGCUCAUCCGCAAGGACACGCCUCACUACAAAAAGCACUUCAAGAUCUCCAAGCUGCCCCAGCCCGAGGCUGUUGUGGCCCUGCUGCAGGGCAUGCAGCCCGAUGGGGAGGGCCCUGUGGCUCCCGGGGGCUGGCACAAUGGCCCCCAUGCACCCUGGGCUCCUCGGGCCCAGAAGGAGGAGGAAGAGGAGGAAGAGGGUAGUCCUCGGGAGGAGGAGGAAGAGGAGGAGGAGGAAAACAGGGCUGAAGAGGAGGAGGCCAGCACUGAGGAGGAGGACAAGGAGGGGGCCGUGGCUUCUGCACCCUCUGUCAAGGGGGUGUCGUUUGACCAGGCCAAUAACCUGCUGAUAGAGCCUGCUCGCAUUGAGGAGGAAGAGCUGACCCUCACCAUCCUGCGGCAGACUGGGGGCCUGGGCAUCAGCAUUGCGGGCGGCAAGGGCUCCACACCCUAUAAGGGGGACGACGAGGGCAUAUUCAUCUCUCGGGUGUCCGAGGAAGGCCCUGCGGCCCGGGCUGGAGUCCGUGUGGGUGACAAGCUCCUUGAGGUGAAUGGUGUGGCUCUGCAGGGCGCCGAGCACCAUGAGGCCGUGGAGGCGCUCCGGGGGGCCGGCACUGCCGUGCAGAUGCGAGUGUGGCGGGAGCGCAUGGUGGAGCCCGAGAACGCGGUCACCAUCACGCCUCUGCGACCUGAGGAUGAUUACAGCCCCCGAGAGCGGCGGGGAGGGGGGCUGCGCCUGCCCCUGCUCCUGCCUGAGAGCCCUGGGCCCCUCCGUCAGCGCCACGUGGCCUGCCUGGCACGCAGCGAGAGGGGGCUGGGCUUCAGCAUUGCUGGUGGGAAAGGCUCGACACCCUACCGGGCUGGUGAUGCGGGCAUCUUCAUUUCCCGCAUUGCCGAGGGCGGUGCUGCUCACCGCGCGGGCACACUGCAGGUUGGCGACCGCGUCCUCUCUAUUAACGGAGUGGACGUGACUGAGGCCAGGCAUGACCACGCCGUCUCCCUGCUGACCGCUGCCUCCCCCACCAUCGCCCUGCUGUUGGAGCGGGAGGCUGGGGGCCCUCUUCCUCCCAGCUCUCCGCCACAUUCCUCACCCCCCACCGCUGCUGUUGCCACCACCAGCACCACCACCACCACCAGCAUAACCACUGCCACCCCCGGGGAGCCUGGGUUGCUGAGCCUGGCCCCCAGCCUGCUGGCCGCCGCCUUGGAAGGGCCAUACCCAGUGGAGGAGAUCCGUCUGCCAAGAGCUGGGGGUCCUCUGGGGCUUAGCAUUGUCGGAGGCUCCGACCAUUCCAGCCACCCGUUUGGUGUCCAGGAGCCUGGUGUGUUCAUCUCCAAGGUGCUCCCGCGGGGCCUGGCCGCUCGCAGCGGCCUGCGGGUUGGGGACCGCAUCCUGGCAGUGAACGGGCAAGACGUGCGGGACGCCACGCACCAAGAAGCAGUCAGUGCCCUGCUCCGGCCCUGCCUGGAGCUGUCGCUGCUGGUGCGGAGGGACCCGGCACCCCCGGGCCUACGGGAGCUGUGCAUCCAGAAGGCGCCCGGGGAGAGGCUGGGCAUCAGCAUCCGCGGGGGUGCCAGGGGCCACGCUGGCAACCCCCGCGACCCCACAGACGAGGGCAUUUUCAUCUCCAAGGUGAGCCCCACAGGGGCGGCCGGGCGCGAUGGUCGGCUGCGUGUGGGUUUGCGGCUGUUGGAGGUGAACCAGCAGAGCCUGCUGGGCCUGACGCACGGCGAGGCGGUGCAGCUGCUGCGCGGUGUGGGCGACACCCUCACCGUGCUGGUCUGUGACGGCUUCGAUGCCAGCACCACCGCAGCCCUGGAGGUGUCCCCAGGUGUCAUUGCCAACCCCUUUGCGGCAGGCAUCGGCCACCGGAACAGCCUGGAGAGCAUCUCUUCCAUCGACCGGGAGCUGAGCCCUGAGGGCCCAGGCAAGGAGAAGGAGCCGCCUGGACAGACCCUGCACUGGGGGCCCGAGGCCACAGGAGCCGCGGGUCGGGGUCUGCAGCCCCUGAAGCUGGACUACCGUGCCCUGGCCGCCGUGCCCAGCGCUGGCAGCGUGCAGAGGGUACCGUCUGGAGCAGCUGGAGGGAAGAUGGCUGAAUCUCCCUGCUCCCCUAGUGGCCAGAAGGUGGCAGCACCCAUGAGACCCAGCCCCAGCUCAGCCCCUCACAGGCAAGAUGUCAGCCCCAGCCAGCCGCCCUCCCCGCCUUCCCCGGAUGAGCUGCCCGCCAAUGUGAAGCAGGCCUACAGGGCCUUCGCGGCCGUGCCCAUUUCUCAUCCUCCUGAGGAUGCCCCUGCCCAGCCCCCCACGCCUGGGCCUGCAGCCUCCCCGGAGCAGCUGUCCUUCCGGGAGCGGCAGAAGUACUUUGAGCUGGAGGUGCGCGUGCCCCAGGUCGAGGGCCCCCCUAAGCGCGUGUCGCUGGUGGGUGCUGACGACCUGCGGAAGAUGCAGGAGGAGGAAGCCAGAAAACUACAGCAGAAGAGAGCGCAGAUGCUGCGGGAGGGAGCAGAGGCCGGGGCCGAAGCGAGGCUCGCCUUGGACGGGGAGACGCUGGGCGAGGAGGAGCAGGAGGAUGAGGAGCCACCCUGGGCCGGCCUGAGCCCCACCUCAAGGCAGAGCCCAGCGUCCCCCCCACCCCUGGGAGGCGGCGCCCCGGUGCGGACGGCCAAAGCUGAACGGCGCCACCAGGAACGGCUGCGCGUGCAGAGUCCGGAGCCACCAGCACCCGAGCGUGCCCUGUCCCCUGCCGAGCGCCGGGCCCUGGAGGCCGAGAAGCGUGCUCUGUGGAGGGCAGCCAGGAUGAAGUCAUUGGAACAGGACGCUCUCCGAGCACAGAUGGUCCUCAGCAGGUCCCAGGAGGGCCGGGGCACGCGGGGGCCCCUGGAGCGACUGGCCGAGGCCCCUUCCCCUGCACCCACCCCGUCACCCACCCCUGUGGAAGACCUCGGCCCCCAGACCAGCACCUCCCCGGGACGCCUGGUGAGGAGCCGGUGGCUAUGCCUUCCCUUCACCCCCGAGGCAUGGGGGGGGUCUGGCCUGCCCCCACCCCCGUGGCCCUCACCCCCCCUUCCUCUCACUCUCUGCCUCUCCCCUCACGCUGUCCUUUCAAGCCCUUGUCUGGAAAGAAGUUUGACUACAGGGCCUUUGCGGCCCUGCCUUCUUCCAGACCUGUCUAUGACAUCCAGGUACCUGGCCUCCAGGCCUCUGCAUGCCUGCCACCCUGUCCGUGCCUGCCACUGCCUCCAUCCGCUCCCGCAGGGCCUCCCCGCACUCUGCUGUGGCCCUGCCUCUUCACCCCCCCUCCCCCUUCAGCCGGGCUGUGUGGGCCUCAGGGCUGGGAGCCCACCCGUCCACGUGGGUGGUUUGGGGCAGGUAUGGCACCCGCCUGACCAACACUCUCCCCAUCACAGUCGCCGGACUUUGCUGAGGAGUUGAGGUCCCUGGAACCAUCUCCCAGCCCUGGUGAGUGGGGGCCGGGCUGGGGUGAGCUCCCAGGAGCCCAGGUGCCCUCAGCUCACUGCCCACCUGUCCCUGCCCGCCAGGCCCGCAGGAGGAGGAUGGAGAAGUGGCUCUGGUGCUUCUGGGCAGGCCCUCACCCGGCGCCGUGGGCCCUGAAGAUGUGGCGCUGUGCAGCAGCCGCCGCCCCGUAAGGCGCCGUGGUCUGGGCCCUGUGCCCUCCUAGAGGAGCAGGCGCCUCCCCCAGACUUGGGGUGGGGGCCCUGCCAGCUCCAGCACCACCCUUGCCCCAAGUCUUUUAACCUGGGUGUUAGCAUUUUAAAGAGACCCCACAGGAGUUCUGGCCUCUGACUAACUGCCCCACCCCAGCCGAGACCUCGGCGAGACUGUAACUAGUGAUGUUUGUACAACCAAAGACUCUAUUUUGUGGUUUAAGGAGAAUAAAGUUGACUACAUUUUA